UCCUAAAUAGAUUUAUCCUUCACUUCACUUCACUUGUCGUCAUUCUACUAUUUUUAAAGUCGCGAGUUCCUUUUGUGUAUGUUACGGAAAAAUGUGUGAAGUCUAGUAUUUUAAAGUAAACUUUAUUUUUGUGGUGUAUUGAGAAAAGUGUUAUUAAAGUAAAUCGAGAUGGAAAAGUUGACUGGUCCUAGCAGUGGAGGGACAUCACAAGUGUCUCCCAUCUUUCCAAACUUCCAGACUGAUAAGCGUUUCUCGUUCAGGGAUUCACAGGAUUUUUCAUUGUCAUCCGUCAUCAAUUAUUUUAGUAAAAGAUUGGACGUAGCCAACAGUUCUUCCUCGUUCUUGAUGCAUGUGGAUGACAAAGAGAACGACACAUCAGAAACAUUAAUGGCUGUGCCGGAUUGUCACACAACAGAUAUGGAUGUAGAAGCAAAGCUUGAAGUUCUCAGAAAAAUGUCAGGAUUGGAUUAUCAGUGUCGAGAAUCCUUAGGUCAAUCCUUCCUCACCUCAACAAGAAUGGAAGAAGGUGACGGUGGUAUGAAUAUUGAGGACUCGUGGGACGAGUUUGACAAAGUGAUGGAAAAGUCUCUUCCGGCAAAAGAUUGGGAGUUGGUGGAGUUUGAGGACCUUGCUCAGCGGUCAACUGUUCAAGUUGAAGAGCAAUUCAUGAGUGCUGACGAAGCAAAGCGUGAAAUGGAUAAGGAAGAAGAAUUUCGAGCUCAAUUCCUCCAAUCUGAAGAUGCUACAUUCGUUUCCGAGCAAAACAUGUCAUUUUCUCAUAAUCCACUGUCCAUGACUAACUACUUUCAAUCACGGUCCUCAUUUCCUGUCGACAAUGUUGCCAAUGAAUCAACAAUGCUUGGUCUAUAUGAAUCACAAAAUGAAAAGACCCUCGUAGGAAAUCGGGACACAUCCAUUGCGUCUAACAAUAACAAUAUGACGGAUUUUCUUGAAGAAUAUCUUCAGUCAAUCGAAAAGAAACAAAGCGAUGGAGCUACACCUGAUGUUCCGUCGGCUAUAGCAGUCCAAAAAUUCUUGAUAAACUCAAUGUCUGAUGGAGCUGACCAUAGCGAAAUUGCUAAUUAUAUUUUAGAGGCUUGCAAAGCUUCUGUCCAACCUAAAAAACCAUCCCGAUCCAAAACUCUUAUUACCUGCAUAGAUAAGACUGCAAAUAUCCUGGAUCCUCCUAUCAGUAAAAGUAAAAAUCCAACCCCACCCAUAAUUCCUAUUGAUUCAAUGCACAAGACAGCAAGUAUCUUAAAGAAGACUCCUCCUCAGUCCACAACUCUUAUUGCCUGCAGGGAUAAGACUGGAAGUAUCUUAAAGAAGACUCCUUCUCAAUCCACAGCUCUUACUGCCUGCACAUAUAAGAUUGGAAAUAUCCGUAUCAGUGAAAGUAAAAACCCAUCCCCGCCCACAACUCCUAUUGCUUCAAUAGAUAAGACUGAUAAUAUCUGGAAGAAUCCUCCUUCUCCGCCCACAAAUCUUAUUGUCUCAAAAGAUGUGACCACCAAUCUUGGAGAAAUUAGACAACCAACGUCUGCAGCUGUAAGGGUGAAAGCAUCAAGAAUAUCUAUCAAAGAAUCUAAGGAUAAAACUACAAGCAGAAAAAAAGUGCAAAUCGCCCAACAACAACCUUUACAAAGUCAUCCCCAGGUUACUUCGACCAUUGCUUCUGCUGCAGGUCCCCUUGGUCAUAAUUCAUACCAACAGUCAGUAGCUACUCAGUCUUCUUUCGGACCAGGUCUUGGACAUUGUUCGCACAUGCCGACAGAAUUUGGCCACCCACAACAACCAGGAUAUGCAUUUCCUUUCUCAAUUCACAUCCAUCUUCCGUCCUUUCCUCCAGGAAUAUAUCCUCCACAUCAUGGAACUCAUUCCGCACCAUUGUAUGCUACUUCAUCGGAUGGGGUGUCAUCCAUGUAUUCACAACACUCAUUGCCAAAAUAGAAAUUUGCGUAUUUAUUAUCCACGUGGUUUAAUAUAUGUAAUAAGUUCUUUUGCACCGUUUUGAUAUAUUUAAUUCUUAUUUACGAAUUACUGUAAUUUUAAUAAAUGCUUGUGUACAAAGUAUCAAGUGAGCUAAUUUUUUUAAUGCAAUUUUGAUCUCCAAAUUACUGAUAAAAGUAUCAAAAAUCCUGUAAAUAAUACUUAGGAAUUUUCAUGUUUAUUAUUAACGAUGUGAAUAAGAUGCCAGAAAAUGUCAUUAUUCUAAUAAACACAUCAGGUUUCCAAUAAUUGAA
Messenger RNA from Folsomia candida, 2243 nucleotides. RefSeq lists its product as uncharacterized. Lineage: Eukaryota; Metazoa; Arthropoda; Collembola; Entomobryomorpha; Isotomidae. Bases 169 to 1950 code for a protein of 593 amino acids. The record is from RefSeq and is a predicted model, not a curated record. The transcript has 4 exons.